Messenger RNA from Micropterus dolomieu (smallmouth bass), 2102 nucleotides. It is a transcript of the gene fam177a1a, whose product is annotated as family with sequence similarity 177 member A1. The record is from RefSeq and is a predicted model, not a curated record. The transcript has 5 exons. Lineage: Eukaryota; Metazoa; Chordata; Actinopteri; Centrarchiformes; Centrarchidae. The coding region runs from base 50 to 685 and encodes 211 amino acids.
CGGACAGCUUCAUCGUAGUGCGCUGUGUCAGUUGGGAGAAGUGACUGAGAUGGCAGAUUUGUCGUUGUAUUUAACUAAUGUCAACGUUUCACUGGGACAAACUAUGGAAACUGAUAAGAGUCAUGGCGGGGCGACAGACUUUGAGACGGUGGAGAUAGGAGACUCUGCUGGGAGGCAGGGGAGGGUCAAGGUUCCCCGCAGGACCAUCUACUUUGCCAGUGGGGAGACUAUGGAGGAGUACAGCACCGAUGAAGAGGAGGAAAAGGAGGCGCCUGUGAAGAAAGAAGUCACAACUGUAGAUUCGUCCCAACUGACCUGGGGUCCAUAUUUCUGGUUCCACAUGUGGAGGAUGGCCACCUCCACUGUCUCAGUGUGUGAUUACAUGGGAGAGAGACUGGCCUCUCUGUUUGGCAUCACUACUCCUAAAUACCAGUACGCUAUUGAUGAGUACUACCGUAUGAAGAAAGAGGAGGAGGAGGAAGAGGAGGAGAACCGUCUGGCUGACAUGGCGGAGCACCGGUUUGCCGAACAGCAUAGAGGUGAGCAGGACGGUCCUCAUCCGGCUACUGUGGAGCAGCCAGGAGCGUCUGGAGCUUCCUUCGUAAACAUUAGCUUUGAGCUCAAACCUGAGUCUACUCUCAACGUUCCAGACGUCAACAGAGUCCCUUCUCCCCUCCCCUCCUGAAAACUGACUCUCACAGAUGGCUAACAUUCACACAUAUCUAUCAGUUGGCAAAGCCUUGAUUUACUUAGCUGUAUAGAUUAACAAUAUUGUUAUUUUUCUAUGUUUUUAUUUUACAAAAAGAGAUCUUAGUAAACCGUGCAGGGAAAUAUUAAAAGGGCUGUGGAAGUGACUGCACUAGCCUUACCUGUGAAUGUAAAUUUGUGUAUGGUGUGAAAAUGUAUGCAAGACUGACAUGUAUCAUUCAUUGACCAAACUGGGACUGCUUCUUGUCCCCCAUAUCCCUGUCGACACCUGGUGUGUGCAUUUGCAAAGGCUCAAGGCUACUGUACCUCCUUUAACAUGACACAUGUAAUUGGCUACUUACAUCCAGAGGCAUGAGCCAUGGAUCACUCCAACUAAGGGCUGGUUAAUCUAAAAGCUAAUUUAAUUGGUAUGAUGUUCAGUUUCAUAUAUUAAUUACUUAUUUGACCACAAUCUUCUUCUUGUUUCCCUCCAGAGAAUUUACUUAGUUUUGUGUCCCUCCUGGUGAGCAUUAUAUCCAAGUCAUAGUGAAAGCGUCCAGUAGACUAGAGCCUGACUUUAACUGGCCCUGCUAGGAUCUUGGUACAGUACUUGACUCUGUAGUGAACCACAGGCUGAGCUCACAGCUGUCAGCUAUAAUCAGCCAUAGUGCUACAGGUCCAUGUGCAUAGUGUAUUGAUUACAUAAUAGAGAUUCUGAGGCCGGCACGUCAUCGUUUAAACUGACGACGAUCUACUUUCUUUACUUUCUACUUGUUACAAAGUAAAAAUGUGUUUCUGUGAUACUUUAAAUCAGUUGACAACAACUUGCAUGAAGUAGUACUAAUUGUAUUCUGUUGGAAAAGCCAAAAGUGCCCUUUUUAGCCAAUGUAGAUCAAUUAAUAAUAUCAAUAUAGGUAAAAUCUUUGAAAAUCUGUUAAUUUAUUGAUGACCGAUGAUCUAUGUUGGCAGGUUAGGUUACACACAGUGCCGCCUUAGUGUGUGUGUGUUGAGGUGUCAUUUUAAGUGUCCUUGUGGAAGUGUUUCAUACAAGUGUUAAGUUGGGCAGUGGGCGUAAUGCUGAGACUGAGCUGUCAUAAGCUUCUUAUUGAUUAUUUUUACCCACAGAGAUGACUAUGGUGACGGUGACAGGCCUUAGAUCUCCUCAGAGCCAGUAAAGGAUGAAGUGAAUCUCAAAUUGGGCUUUAAAAGAUAUACCAAAAGUAAAAUCCCACCAUAUCAGACCAUUAAAUGUGUACGGUAUGUUAACAACACUACAUUAGUCAACGAACGACAUUAUUCAUGCGUUUGUGUAAAAAGGGCAAAAAUAUGCAAAAGUUUUGGUUACUUUGACAAAGUUUUAAUAACUCUAUAUACAUAUUUAUUUUUUCUGUGUGUUAAUAAAACUUUAAGUGUUA